UUCAAAAGUAAUGAAAGCACCUCUAGUUUACUCCAUUCUCUUUGGGCAGACGAUGAUUUGAUGAUCUUGCGGCAGAUUUAUGGAAAAUGUCUUCCCAAGAGAUGGAAAAGAUAGUGAAGUUGUACAAAAUCGUUGCGUCAAAUCCGACAUUAACAUCAGCUAGAAUUGCGUUUAAAACUGCAAGUGAUAUCCGAGUAGAGAGCAAAUGGACCCACCGGAAUCUGGAGAGAACUGCGAAUCAAGAGUUCAAAAUUGGGCAUCUCUUGAAUGAUCAACUCCAAGUUAGAUUUGCUACUUUCCCCGAUGAUGUUACUUCUGUAUUGGGCUCAGAAAUAAGUAAGGACAGCCGACGUAAAGCAGUUCUCUGCUCGGGCCCGAAUAAAGAAAAAGACUCGAGGAAGCAAUUCAUCGAGAUUUGGGACGAGCACUCCCAGUUAAAGAACUUUGACUUGUCCUCGUUGGAUGUUCAUGGCGACGUCUACACAGACGCUGAGUUCGGAUCAUUCCAGUGGUCUCCUGACGCCACAAAACUUGUGUACAUCGCUGAGAAAAAAUUACCAAAGUCCGAGCCGUUUUACAAACAAAAACCCCUGGACAAAAAAUCGGAGAAAGAGGAAGCAGCGAAAGGGAAUGAAUACAUCUAUAAACCAGACUGGGGUGAAGCCCUCGUGGGGAAGCACCAACAGGUAGUGGUCGUUCUGGACACAGCCUCUGAGACCUUGACAGUCCAAUCAGGAAUCGACGAGGCCCUGUCUCCAGGCCAGGUCAUCUGGACACCCAAUGGUGAUGGGAUCGUUGGAAUCGCUUGGAAUCACGAGCCAAGAUAUCUGGGGCUCGUUGCCUGCACAAACAGGGAAUCCUGGGUGUUCUUAUUGAAGGACGGAGUCUUUCAGAAAUUAUCCGGUGAUAAUCGAGGAGUGAGGUCUCCCAGAUUUAGUCCAGAUGGAAAAAAGUUGGUGUGGCUGGAGCGGGACCUCAGUGGACCCCAUCACAUUACCCACAGGCUCAUGUCGAUUGAUUGGGAAAGCUCGGAUAGGACUCCAACAAUUCUCAUUGAUCUCGUGAAGACCAAAGUGGAGAUCCACAAGGGACUCGAUUUCUAUGGACUCUACAAUCGAGAAUUACCCAACAGAUGCUGGAGCAAAGACUCGAGAUAUUUAUUCCUGAGUUCGCCCCAGCGAUCCAAUAUCAAGUCUUACGUGCUGGACACUGAAACGAAAAUUCUAUCUGAAAUUCCUAAUGAUGAUACGAGUCUUGUGGUAUUGGACGUCUUUGAGAAUUUGGUUUUACUAAAGAAUACUUCGUUGUUGGUGCCCUCCGUCCUGAUGGCCAGCAAAUUCGAGGGAGAUGGAAGUGGAAUGAAGCUGAUCCCCAUCACCGCUGGCAGUAUGAUCGAGGGGACCGAGGAUAUGCAGAUAGAACACGUGGAUUACGUCUAUCAGGGGGAGGAUGCUGUCCGGGACUUCAAUUUCACGUAUUUUGGACCGAAGACUGGAGCGGCGAGGUCUGUUCCUCUGAUUGUCAUGCCCCAUGGGGGGCCUCAUUCCAAUUACGUCAACAUGUUUCUACUGGAGACCUCCCUGCUGACUCUGUUGGGGUACGCAAUGAUUCAGGUUAACUACAGGGGCUCUACUGGAAUGGGUUCUGAUAACGUGGAGUACCUGCAAGGAAGAGUGGGCGAUGCAGACGUCAAAGACUGCGUGACAGCUACUGCGGAGGCCCUAAAAAAAUACCCCUGGCUCGAUCCCAAUAGAGUGGGUCUCAGUGGUGGCUCUCAUGGAGGAUUCCUUGUAGCUCAUCUCAGCGGACAGCAUCCGAACAUGUAUCAAGCCGUUGUGGCGAGAAAUCCAGUCAUCAACAUUGCAGCUAUGUUCACGAUAUCAGACAUCCCCGAUUGCAUGCCAUACUAUUUCAGGUGUGCAGCAGUGUCGAAUGAGUCGUAUGACAAAAUGUCCUCAGAAGAGACUGCAGAGAUGGUGGUGAAGAUGUUCAAGUGUUCACCAAUCGUUCAUGCGCACAAAGUCAAGGCACCGACGCUGAUGCAGAUCGGUAAGAAUGAUCUUCGAGUACCACCGUCCCAGGGUAAACACUGGUAUCUUCGACUGAAGGCCAAUGGAGUUAAAACAAAAAUGCUAGUGUACGAUGACAAUCAUCGCCUCGGCACUGGUCUAGCUGAAAUCGACGAGAUAAUCAAUGCUAUACUGUGGUUCGAGGAGAAUCUGAGGGCCAAAGCCAAUGACCACUUGAAAAGUGAUUGAAUUUUGCUAUCUUUGUUAUUAAAUCUGUUCGUUUUAUUACACUAUCUUGAUACAUCAAUUCUAUUAUUAUAUACCUUGGAUUACCAUUUGCGUAAUAAACUGCAUUUAAAUACAAAUA
Molecule: messenger RNA, 2376 nt
Organism: Fopius arisanus
Lineage: Eukaryota; Metazoa; Arthropoda; Insecta; Hymenoptera; Braconidae
Product: acylamino-acid-releasing enzyme
Exons: 8
Coding region: 87-2258 (723 amino acids)
Biological process (GO): proteolysis
Molecular function (GO): serine-type endopeptidase activity
Source: RefSeq, a predicted model, not a curated record